This is a messenger RNA of Zygotorulaspora mrakii, 5607 nucleotides long. It is a transcript of the gene SEC7, whose product is annotated as Arf family guanine nucleotide exchange factor SEC7. The transcript has a single exon. Bases 1 to 5607 code for a protein of 1868 amino acids. NCBI's taxonomy places the organism in Eukaryota, Fungi, Ascomycota, Saccharomycetes, Saccharomycetales, Saccharomycetaceae. Gene Ontology annotation, molecular function: guanyl-nucleotide exchange factor activity. Gene Ontology annotation, biological process: regulation of ARF protein signal transduction. The record is from RefSeq and is a predicted model, not a curated record.
AUGUCGAACGAAGAGGACGCGCAGCAGGAAUCGGUUGUUUCAAUUGCGCCCACUUCUGAGGCUUCCUUGUCUGAGAGGACAGAUGAGGAACCCUUGGAGCAGGAGCAGCAGACAGUGGCGCCCGCAGAACCGCUGGCGCCUACCGAAACGACAGAAACUCAGUCAGUGGACAUAGAUCAUACACUGCCACAUCCAGAAAUCCCUGCCGCAACGAAUAUCUCGAAUGUGAAGUCCUCGAUUGUUCUCAUAAAAAGCACACUACAAGCGAUAGUAGAUGAAAAGGACAUUAAGAAAUUUCCGAACGUACAGAAAAUAGUUGAAAGGGUCAUUAUUAGACUAGAAUCAUCGGAUUUACAGUCAGUGAAUUCCAUAGCUAUCUUUGAAGCUUUAAGAUCGAGUUGCAGAACAAAGUCUACUAGAAUUCAGUUGAAAUCGUUGGAUUGUUUAUCGAAGCUUUUUUCGUUCAGAGCUUUGGACGAAGCUAUACUGGUGAAUCCGCCAGAUUCGAUGGCUUCAAACGAUCAAAAUCAGGAGGAUUCAACCACAGGCAUCACUCCUCCACCAAAACAAAAAUUAAUUGAUGCGGCAAUUGACACGAUUUCGGAGUGUUUCGAAGGAGAAGGCACCGAUGAAAAGAUCGAACUACAAAUUGUAAGGGCAUUGUCAAGUUGUAUAUUGGUGGAAGAUGCGAAUUCCGUUUGUCACGGAGCUGCUUUACUGAAGGCAAUAAGAACAAUCUAUAACAUUUUCAUCUUUUCAUUGAGUGGAUCCAACCAAGGAAUUGCGCAGGCAACGUUAACUCAGAUCGUUAGUGCUGUUUUUGAUAGAAUAGAUCUGCAAGAAGCUCAAUCAUCACAUCUAAAAAAUCAGCACUCUUCAUUUUCAUCGAUUGAUGUAUCCAGUCCCGCAAGUAUUACGGCCAAUGCAAAUGGUAACAGUACUAAUAGUGCUAGCACUGAAAAUCCGUCUUCUCAGGCUCCCUUAACUUUGAAAAAUAUGGAUGUUUUAAAUGAUGAAGAUGAUAAGUUUGUCGAAGAAAACCAGAAAAAUGGUUCGCCAAUAACAAAGCAAGAGCUGUUCAUCAAAGAUGCAUUCCUUGUUUUCAGAGCAAUGGCAAAAAUUUCAGCCAAGCCACUUGAUACAGAACUAGAUAUGAGAUCUCACGCGGUGAGAUCCAAAUUGCUGUCUUUACAUAUAAUCCACUCAAUCAUAAAAGAUCACAUUGAGGUCUUUUUAUCUCGGUCAACCUUUUUACCUGGUAAAGAACGUCUAACCUUAUUAGAUUCAAUCAGACAGUAUCUUUGUCUCUUAUUAUCAAGAAAUGCAGCUUCAUCUAUAUCUCCCGUUUACGAAAUCACUCUAGAGAUUAUGUGGUUGGUGAUCUCGAAUUUAAGAGCUGAGUUUAAAAGAGAGAUUCCAGUUUUUUUCACAGAGAUCUAUUUCCCUAUAUCUGAUUUGAAAACUUCAACACCUCAUCAAAAAAGAUAUUUUCUAAGUAUUGUCCAAAGACUUUGUAAUGAUCCAAGAACAUUGAUAGAAUUUUAUUUGAACUAUGACUGCAAUCAAGGGAUGCCAAAUAUAAUGGAAAUGAUGGUGGAUUAUUUGACAAGAUUAGCACUUACAAGAGCAGAAAUUACUCAAAGUCAAAGAGCAUAUUACAAAGAGCAAUUGAAUAAGCCCUUGGCCACUUAUAACAUAGGACAGGUUCCACUUUUAUCCGUAUCCAGCAUAUCUAGCAGCGUAGAUACAAACCAAACGGCAUUACCUUUCCCAUUAGAAUUUGCAUUAAAGAUGACUUCUUUAGAUUGUAUCGUAUCCGUUUUGAGAUCCCUCAGUUCAUGGGCUCAUCGAUCUUUAAAUCCCAGCCUGUCGCACAGCAAUAAUAUCAACCGUUCCCGAUCUGGGUCUUCUUUUACCAGAAAUAGAAGAAGCUCUUCCGUUUUCGAGGCAAAUAGUAAUAUGACUAAUGGCUUCAAUGACGAAGUGGGUUCAAUCCAGGAUGAAGAUGAUCCUACUCAGUUUGAGAAUUUAAAACAUCAAAAAACAGAAUUAACGGCUUGUAUAAGGCUCUUCAAUACAAGACCCAAGAAAGCAAUCCCAGAAUUGAUUAAAAAGAACUUUCUCAAAGACGAUUCUCCAGAAUCAAUAGCCAAGUGGCUGAUAGUGACAGAUGGAUUGGAUUUAGCAGCUGUUGGUGAUUACUUGGGUGAAGGUGAUGAAAGGAAUGUCGCAGUCAUGCAUGCAUUUGUUGAUCAAUUUGAUUUCACUCGCUUAUCGAUUGUCGAUGCGUUAAGAAAUUUUUUGCAGAAAUUCAGAUUACCUGGUGAAGGUCAAAAAAUUGACAGAUUUAUGCUAAAAUUCGCAGAAAGGUUCGUUGAUCAGAAUCCUGGAGUCUUUUCUAAAGCUGAUACCGCUUAUGUAUUAUCAUAUUCACUUAUCAUGCUGAAUACUGAUUUGCACUCUUCUCAAAUAAAGAAUAAAAUGACUCUGCAAGAGUUUCUGGAAAAUAAUGCCGGUAUCGAUAAUGGCAAAGACUUACCAGAAGAUUUCAUGGUAGGUUUAUUCAAUGAAAUUGCUAACAAUGAAAUCAAACUUCAAUCUGAGCAGCAUCAAGCUUUGUUAUCUGAUGAUCAAAAUUUGGUUCCCAGUCAAGGAUCUCAAUCCGCUUUUAAUUUCUUUAGUAGCAGAGACAUUGUUAGAGAGGCAUAUAUGCAAGUUUCUAAAGAAAUUUCUUCAAAAACGGAGCUUGUGUUCAAGAAUUUGAACAAAUCACGAAACAAAAGUGACGUAGAUAUUUUCCAUGCAGCUUCUCAUGUUGAGCAUGUCAAAUCCAUCUUUGACACUCUUUGGAUGUCAUUUUUAGCAGCGUUAACACCGCCAUUCAAAGAGUAUGACGAUAUUGAAACUACCAACAAAUGUCUGGAUGGUUUAAAAAUAUCAAUAAAGAUUUCAGCUACUUUUGGUAUUGAAUAUGCAGAAAAAUCAUUCAUUGGUGCAUUAGUGCAGUUUUGUAACUUGCAAAACUUGGAGGAGAUAAAAGUAAAAAAUGUUAACGCUGUCAUAGUGCUAUUGGAAGUUGCACUAUCUGAAGGAAACUUCAUUAGAGACUCUUGGAGAGAUAUUCUCUAUGUCAUUUCGCAGGUGGAAAGAUUACAAUUAAUUUCUAAAGGUAUUGACCGAGACAGUGUCCCAGAUGUUUCUCAGGCCAGACUCGCAAAUCACCGUGUCUCCUUUGAAUCUAGUAGGUCAGCAUCGACCUCCUUCUUCGACAAAUGGACUAAAAGAUCAUCAUUGACCGAAAUUGCACAGGAGAAGUAUUACAAUCAAACGUUGCCCCCUGAAAUCACAAAAUUUAUAUCUUCAAGCGAACUUGUUGUCCUGAUGGAUAACAUAUUCACACAGAGUUCCAAACUUUCUGGUAAUGCUAUCAUUGAUUUCAUUAAGGCAUUAACAGACGUUUCACUAGACGAAAUCGAAUCUUCACAAGAUGCAACUACCCCUAGAAUGUUUUCAUUACAAAAAAUGAUUGAUGUCUGCUAUUACAAUAUGGAUCGUAUAAAGGUCGAAUGGACACCGAUAUGGGCAGUAAUGGGAACAGCAUUUAAUAAGAUUGCUACCAAUUCAAAUUUAGCAGUUGUUUUCUUUGCCAUUGACUCGUUACGUCAGCUUUCGAUGAGAUUUUUAGAUAUUGAAGAAUUAUCUGGAUUUGAAUUCCAGCAUGAUUUCCUGAAACCAUUUGAAUAUAUUGUUCAAAAUAGUGGCAGCAGUGAAGUACAAGAAAUGAUUCUGGAGUGUUUCCGCAAUUUUAUAUUAACGAAAUCAAGUAAGAUUAAAUCUGGUUGGAAACCUAUGUUGGAAUCCCUUCAAUAUACGGCGCAAUCUAAUGUUGAAUCUAUCGUUUACAAGACUUACAGUUUAGCAUCCAAUGAUAUAGUCGCUAGUCAUUUUGAAAGUGUCUUCUCCCAAGAAGGGGCAUUUGGUGAACUUGUUUCAGUUUUCAAAGAAAUUACUAAGAGUAAAGAAUCACAAAAAUUAUCAUUACAUUCGCUGGAGGCAUUGAAAAAAAUAACCCAAAAGAUAGCAGAAAUUUCAUUUGCACAUAAGGAUGAAAAAUCCAAAGAAAAACUAGCCGUUAUGUUACGUGGUAAAGAUAUUUUCCAAGAUAUCUGGUUUCCAAUGCUAUUCUGUUUCAACGAUACCAUAAUGACCGCUGAUGAUCUGGAAGUCAGGUCAAGAGCAUUGAAUUAUAUGUUUGAUGCAUUAGUGGCCUACGGAGGUGAAUUUGAUGACGAGUUCUGGAGUAAAAUCUGCACAAAAUUACUAUUUCCAAUAUUUGGAGUAUUAUCGAAGCAUUGGGAAGUCAAUCAGUUCAACAGUCAUGAUGAUUUAACUGUAUGGCUGUCAACAACUUUGAUCCAAGCUUUGAGAAAUCUGAUUGCGUUGUUUACACACUAUUUUGAAUCAUUAAAUUCCAUGUUAGAUGGAUUUUUAGGUUUGCUCGUAUCAUGCAUAUGCCAAGAAAACGAUACAAUCGCCAGAAUAGGUAGAUCAUGUUUGCAGCAACUAAUUUUACAAAAUGUCACCAAAUUCAAUGCCACACAUUGGAAAGAUAUUGGUGAUGUGUUUGAAAAGUUAUUCGACCUAACAACCGCUACAGAAUUGUUUGAAUAUGAUCCAUUGCAUAAAGGUAGAAAAACUUCAGUGUCUCAAGAGCCAAUAGCUGAUAACGCAACAGCUCCGGACGGACUAAAUCUUGAGGAAACCGUCCAGCGAGCACAUGAAGAAGAAAGCAGUGAAGAUGUUGGUAAUCAAAUGUCAGCAGAGAACGAAGAAGGGACAACAACAAAUGGCAAACAACAACAGCAGCAACAGCACCUGCAGCACCUGAACCCCAACAUGAAUACAAAAGCCCGUCCCCAAGGAAGUCACAGCGUAAUCAGCAGCAACGGCAACAGCAGGUCUGCAAAGCGAUUGGCUCAAACCAAAAGUUCCGAAGAUCUACGUCGCAGAAUAACAGUUAAAAACUCUAUUGUUGUCAAGUGUGUGCUACAUCUGCUAAUGAUUGAGCUACUGAGUGAGCUAUUCGAAAACGAAGAAUUCGCCAGAUCAAUUCCUUACACCCAAUCAAUCGAAAUCACUGAUCUGUUAGAAAAGUCUUACGAGUUUGCCCGCGAUUUCAACGAAGAUUACCAACUCAGAACUAGAUUAGUUGAAGCACGCGUGGUGGAUAAAAUCCCGAAUCUCCUGAAACAGGAGACCAGCGCAGCCGCGGUUCUGAUCAAUGUGCUCUUUAAACUCUAUCUAAAUGACGAAGAGAAGAAAGCAGAACUGGGUGAGAGGCUAACCAGAGUCUGUCACAGCGUCGUGCUCGGCUACGUCGCUCUCGACGACAGAACAAUGGAACGAAGUAUAAACUCAUGGCGCCCCGUCAUCGUGGAAAUCUUGCAAGGCUAUUACGAGUUUGACGACGAAGACUUCAAAAAGUACUGCUCCCUGAUGUACAACCUGGUACUACAGAUACUCGACAAAAGUGUUCCUACAGAGCUGAGACACGCAAUAAAGAUCUUUUUAUCACGUGUUGGGGAACUCUAUUUUGUCCCAUCGUAA